Molecule: messenger RNA, 1351 nt
Organism: Hypoxylon trugodes
Lineage: Eukaryota; Fungi; Ascomycota; Sordariomycetes; Xylariales; Hypoxylaceae
Exons: 1
Coding region: 105-1202 (365 amino acids)
Source: RefSeq, a predicted model, not a curated record
GUGGCUUGCGAUUUCACUCCCUUUCGGAAGAGGGACUCGACAGACAAUUCAACUUAAUUUACAACACCACUCUAUCAUCGGAAGAUUCAUCUGUAUUGUACACAAUGCCGUCUCGAUCCGGCAACCACCAGAGUCGGUACGACGACCCGUACAUAUUCGACGACCCUUAUCGCCAUUCAUCCUCACCUAUAAGAAAUGCUGGCUACGAAUAUGUCGGAACCGAUGAACCGCCCAACCCUCCCAAAUCUCGUCGCGCGCCGUCUCCGGACCUUGAACCUCGCCGACGGCCGAGCCCAUCUAGAAGAUAUUCUAGAACUACUAGUCCACCACGACAUUCUAGGUACGAUAGAGCAUAUAGCCCACCCUCGAAGAGUGAUAGAAGGUCACCACCAAAAGCUUCUCGGGACGUCUCUCCACCCCGAAAUAGCAAGAAGGUACAUCGUUCAAGGCACAAUAAAGAUCAAGACUCGCCUCAGCGACCGGGUGUCAAACACUCUAAAUCUUUUGGUCAGCAGGGUCUAAAAUUUCUCGGCGAGGCUGCGGCUUUGUAUGCAGCUACACAGGCAGGUGGAAGAGGGCGUUCUCAGAGUCGCGAUGAUUCCUACCGGAGUUCACAUCAUAGUGCGGAACCAAGGCGUCAUCGUCAUCAUCACCGUCAUUCUCCUUCACCUUCACCUAGACGGCGUUCGAGAGCAUAUAGUGAUGACCCUCCGCGGAGACGUCAUAGACGCAGAUCACCAUCUGUAAGCGAUGAUUCAGAUUAUGAUCGCAACCGAGGUCGACACCAUCGUCGGUCGCGGGCGAGUUCGUAUACCGAAAGUCCAUCCCCGCGGCGUGACCGUCAUAGAAAAGCCGCGUCAACUGGAGGCAGAUCCAGAGGACACGAUAGCUCGUCCAGAGCGGCUAAAGAAGCCGCUGCGGACAGAUGGCAGAUGGCUGCGAGAGCAGCUCUUGAAGCGGGUGGUCUUACCGCCUUUAGACUACGCAAAGAGCCGGGGAAGUGGAGCGGUGAGAAGGGCGCCAAGGUAGCCACCGCAGCCUUGGGCGCAGCAGCGAUCGACGCUUUUGUCGAUAAAGAUCCACGACGCACGAAAUCGAGUGGCGUCAAAGGAUUCGCCGAGAACACGAUAAGCAGUUUGAUCGCAUCGAAGAUUAUGGGAUUUAAGGGCCCGACUACUCGUGGGGGUAGAUCUAGAUAUUAAUGGCCCAAUGAGUUGCAGGGCCAUCCAUUUCUGCCUUUUAUUUUCUGACAGACUCGGCUUUUACAUUACGAUUUAUAUCUUAUUACGAGAUUGACUACAGUGGGUUUACGAAACCCGAUAGAUUGAGUUAAGCGAGACAUGAUAGAUGA